CGAAUUCUACUUUCAAUUCCAUUUCUUCAUCCCAUGAAUUGACUGUUAUAGUCGCAUUUGUUAUAAAAUGGCGAUGUGUAAUGCCGCUUCUCCGUCGGACGUUGAUCAAUCUCGAAUCGAAACUACCAAAGAUACGAAAAGUAUUGAAACAAACGCGAAGAAAAAAUGUCUCGAGCAAGGACACACGGAGCACGAUCUUUGCCCGUUCAAAUUGCAAUGGUCCUUCGGGAUAAAUCCGGAAGCACCUAUUAUAAAUCUAACUACCGAAAAUCGUGCGCUAUUGGCGUACGCCUGUUCGCACGUGGCCGUGAUUUAUGAUUACAAUUUGAGGAAAAUGUUACCACUUCUGGGUCACCGAAAUGCUGUUAGAAUGUUAUCGACCUCGCGUGACGGCAAGUGGUUGUUAACAGCAGAUUCCGGGGAGGAUAGCGUAAUAGUGGUUUGGGAUACAGAAAAGGGAAUUCCCGUUUGCACGUUAUUCAAUCCCCACGGUAGUGAAGAUAUCACAGCUGCCAGUAUCAGUCCUAAUGCCAAACAAAUAGUCACCGUUGGCGAUGAAAAAUCUCAGAAUGUACAUUUCUGGCUGUGGACUUACGGAAAGGAUAAACCGGAUGCAUCGAUUUCAUUAAUCGACAUUACGUCUGAACGUGUCAAGGAAAUAACUUUCAACAACGAAUGUCCGGAACAAUUUGCAUUGACGACCGAUUAUCACGUUUUGUUCAUAACUUGGAAUGGUCAAGCUUUGAGCUACGAUUGUCCCAAAGUUAUGACAAAAUUUCAACAUAUUGGAAUUUUUAAUACAUCAUGCUACGUUCCGAAAAUGCAACAAGUGUUUACAGCGAGUACAAAUGGCUGCGUUUUGGUAUGGGAUAAUGUUUCUUGCAAAGACAAGCACACUAAUAAUAUUAAGAAAAAGAAACACAAAAAGACUCUUAAUUUACAAAAGAGCAGUAUUACAGUUAUCAUGGAUAACGAAGGUAUGCUUGUUACGGGAAAUUCGAAUGGCCGUAUUAAUUUUUAUGAUUAUCAGUUGAGACUUUUGUAUUGGUGUGAAAAUUGCGAUCUUGAUUCCAUUCGAUGGCUAAGCUUCGAUCUUCAAUCCAAUUUGAUAGCUCCAGUAUUUACUAUUGAUCAUAUAUCUGAAAAAGAACGUCAGGAUAGUAGCAAAACGAAAACAGUUUCAAAACUCACUGUUAACGCAGAAUAUAUUUUUAAAAAUUACAAAAAUAAUAAGCCCACCGCAACUAAUGAAAAAACAUCGGGUUCUUUGCCAACGGAUGCUACUCUACAGCAUUUUCCAUUUAAUGUCCGAAAUUGUCUUGCAUGUUCUUCUACGGGAAUAAUAGCGCGAAUAGAAAUUCGAAAACAGAAGUGUCACUUCGUGACUAGUCAUCCGGUCGCAAUCGUGACUAGUAUGGACACUCAUCCAGAAAGGAAUUAUGUGGUUGUGGGCGACGCGCAGGGUACCGUGCAUUUAUACAACCAUGAGACGUGCACUCUGAUGAUAGCCAGGAGCACGCCGCCUCUUCCGGAUUACCUGCCAAUUCUUGAAAAACAGAUGAUUGAUGAAAACUUCAUUUAUGUUACCUGUCCGGAAAGCCACGAGUCCUUGAAAGCGGUUACAGCUAUAAAAUUCUCUCCGAGAUGCGAUAUGCUCGUGUGUGGUUUAGAAAACGGGGCAAUCUGGAUUCUACAUCCUAUCACCUUGGAUCCUAUAGAUGAGACACCGUACAAGCAUUCUUCGACGGCCAUUAAUAAAAUCGCUUUCGCGCGAUGCACCGAGUACAUGGCUUACGCAGAUAACGCGUUGACUGUGGUAGUGUUCAAGAGAAAUGAUAUCGCCGCUUCAAAGGAGCGCAAUGUGUGGAAUUUGAUUGGAAAAUAUCACUCGCAUUAUUUACCUAUCAGAGAUAUACUUUUUGGUUCGCCCGCAUCCGAUUCCGAUACACCGCGAUUUUUCUCUUUGGGAGAGGAUCGAGAGCUCGUCGAAUAUGACCUCGCACACAGCGGACCGUAUCCAGUGCCAGGACUUCAAAUCUUGCGUAUCGAUCGAAUCGAACAGAGCGCAAUUCCCCUUUGCCUAGCGUGGUACCCCGAGUCCAGUACUGAAAGAUUCCUCAUGAUCUCAAAUUCUGAAUACAAGUACAAGCUCUUCAGUCACGCUACCAAGGCUAUUUGCGGUACUUACUUGGGACCGAUGUUCAAAGAACCAGUAGAACAUUUUCAAAUCUUAACGGACAAACUUGUUGACAAUAACGGCUACAUGGUAUUCGCGACGGAUAGAGAAAUCGGUCUUCAGUUAAUGCCUUUCGACGGUAAUCCAUACAAGGUCGUCGGCAUGACAGGUCAUCCGCAAAAAAUAAUAAAUAUCUCUGUCAGCAACAAUAAAAAAAUACUGUUUACCGCAGGUCACAACGAUCCGUGUAUGUUAAUGUGGAAAAUCAAACUGAGAUCCGUUGAUAUAAUGGCGCGAUUAGGCGGAGAAGGGCUUUCGCCGUUUUACUGCCUCAUCGAUGGCGGAAAGAAAGGAUGGCUGGCAAAUGAAAUAAAGGAUAUGUUCUAUUAUGCGCAGAUAUUACAUCAGGGCGAGAUUACGACCGAACCCAGAACCGUCUCCGACACUGUGGUUGUCGAGCAGAUUCCAAAUCUUAUGCGAUCUAUUGGCUAUUAUCCGACUAACAAAGAACUAGAGAAUAUCAUGGCAGAAAUACGGUACAAACGUUACGCUGAAAGUGGUGAACUUGUCGAAGCGAUCACUUUUGAAGAAUUCGUGCGACUGUAUGUGAAUCACCGACCCGCGUUCAUACUUUGCGUGCGCCACAUAAAGGAAGCUUUUCGUACAUUCGUCGAAGAGGAUUAUGCCAGUAUGGAAAAUCCUACUUUAACGCGAGAGCAGCUUGUAGAUAUUUUACUCGGAGGAACAAUAUUGAAAAAUUUAAUGGAAGGCGAUAAGCCUAUUGGUGAACCGUUGACUUUGCAAGAGGCAUAUACGUAUCUCAAAACACUCACAUCUCCCACCGAGGAAAUGAUCCAGACUCAACCAAGUCUGUCGCAAACAUCCCUAUCCUUCAAUUUCCGUUUCCUACCGGCGAGGAUAUCUUACAAAGAUUUCACCAUGGAUAUCAUGGGUGUUGAAUUGCUCGAGGAAACUAUGGCUGACAAUUGAGGAAAUCAGCACGACGGUUACUUGCAGUACUCUAAGAGAUUUUUUUUUACAGCUAUGUACCGCUGUGACAAGGUCCGUUAAACGCAAGCGAUUAAUAAACCAUAAACCGCGUGCGCGACUAUUUUAUUUUUUCAAAUUUAAAUUAAUCGUAAGAUUAAGAGAGGCGCUAGAAGAGAACCGCCGGCAGAAUCGUCGUCGGCGUUUAUUAAUCAUUAGCUCUUUUUUCAAUUCGCGUAAAAAUGUAUAAACGGUACACGAAACUCGAGGAAAAUGUAAUAAUGUAAGAGCAUGACGUAAAUUCGUUUUCUUAAUUGUUUGUUUCAUAAUUGUUGCUGUAAUACUGUUCAGCAAAAAUUUUCAAUGGACAUACUCCAUA
This is a messenger RNA of Wasmannia auropunctata (little fire ant), 3542 nucleotides long. Its product is annotated as WD repeat-containing protein 66-like. The transcript has 21 exons. The record is from RefSeq and is a predicted model, not a curated record. Gene Ontology annotation, cellular component: motile cilium. The coding region runs from base 68 to 3166 and encodes 1032 amino acids. Gene Ontology annotation, molecular function: protein binding. NCBI's taxonomy places the organism in Eukaryota, Metazoa, Arthropoda, Insecta, Hymenoptera, Formicidae.